AUGACGCAGGAUGCAACGAUGGAGGGCGUCGUCCAGGAAGCAAUUUCGAUUCCCAUCGCUGACGAAAACAUACUGCCUGACUCCGCGCAUCUCAAUGACACGACUGCUGCCUCCAUGGAAGGGACAGAUCAAAUCAUGACGAAUAUCAGUGAGAAUGCAACACCCGACGAGGACUGGAGGGCUUCAGUAGACUUCGACGUCCCCGAUUCCACGCAGGCGCGCAUCACAGACCUUCCAAAAAUUCAAAGUCUCUAUGAUGCGUAUCACACCGCCUACACAGACUCAGCUAUUACAAACGCCACGCGUAUGAGGCAUGCCAAAGCCCUUGCUUUCGUCCUUCUCAAGCACUACUACCCUUCGCAAGAUUAUGUCAUCGAACCAAGCGCUCUGGGCCCAGUCGCAAAACGCCAGAUGAACUUCAUAAAGGUUGCAGAUGAUGGAUCGGACGUGUGGCAAGAUCUCCCUGCUAAGAAACCGGCCAAGAAGGGUAAAAAGAAGGGCAGUCUCACUAAGAAGCAGAAGGAAGCCGCCGAGAUCGUCGCAAAGACGGACGAAUACAAUCACGGCUUGCGUUAUGUUUCCAACCUACAGUGGGUCCGAAUCGAGCCUGAGGACAUUGCCGGCUUCGUCGUUCUACGCAAGGUCAAGAACACAGACAAGGAAACUGGUAUUGGCAAAGACGAGUACCGUCCACACACUUACCUCGCCAUCAUGAUCGAUAACUUUGAUGAACUGCCGCGCUUCUCCACAGCAAAUACCACGCACCGCAGCGAUGUCCUCGCCGAUGCGCUUUGCAUGGGAUCAAAGAUCCGAGACGGCUACGGUAUCCUCCUCUACGGCGCCCGUAUUGAGUUCUACCGCUACGAGCCCGGUACAGAUUGGACUUACUACGAGAGUGACGAUGACACCGCGAGCAGGACUCUCGCGGAUGGAACCUUCGACGAUGACGUCCAAGACAUUGAGCCUGCUAUGCUGCCGGUUUCGGAUGAGGAUGGAACCGAGGUCUUGGCGAUGGACAUGCGCACCACGAGUUUACCAGCGGUAGAUGAGGGUUUCAAAAGGAUUGCCACGAUGAAAGUCACGUACGUAGAUGACGUCGUAGACGUUGCAGUCAAGCAGCCCAGCUACAGGUGA
Molecule: messenger RNA, 1134 nt
Organism: Cucurbitaria berberidis CBS 394.84
Lineage: Eukaryota; Fungi; Ascomycota; Dothideomycetes; Pleosporales; Cucurbitariaceae
Exons: 1
Coding region: 1-1134 (377 amino acids)
Source: RefSeq, a predicted model, not a curated record